AUGUCGUCCCUCUGGAACGCCUUUUCUUCGGGCAACAAGCCCCAGCAGCAGAAGCAGCAGGAGCCCACGACCACAUUCGGACCUCCCGCAUCGUCGCCCGCCUACGAUCCGACCGAGGGCCAGGGCGUCGAGUCCUUCCUCCAGAGCACGACCUUUGCCGACCCAUCACAGCUGCACCCGCUCGCGGGCCUCAACAAGGACACGCUCGAGUACCUGUCGCUCGAGGACUCGGCCCUGUCGGACCUGCCCGGCGGGCAGUCGGUGAUCCCCUCGCGCGGCUUCACCGACGACCUCUGCUACGGCACCGGCACGACGUACGUCUCGGGCCUCGUCAUCGGCGGCGCCUGGGGCCUGCAGGAGGGCCUGCGCAAGUCGGCCGGCCAGCCCCCCAAGCUGCGGCUCAACGCGACCCUCAACGCCAUCACCCGCCGCGGGCCCUUUCUCGGCAACUCGGCCGGCGUCGUCGCCAUCGCCUACAACAUGUUCAACUCGCUGAUUGGGUACUGGCGCGGCCAGCACGACGCGGCCAACUCGAUCGCCGCCGGCGUGUUUAGCGGCAUGCUGUUCAAGAGCACCCGCGGCGUGCGCCCGAUGAUGAUUUCCGGUGGCAUUGUCGGCUCCGUGGCGGCCGCCUGGACUAUUGCCCGACGAUCCCUCUUCUCCGUCCCUGAGCCCAUUCCCUCGACCGCCUCUACCGAGCUCGAGACGCUGUAA
This is a messenger RNA of Akanthomyces muscarius, 714 nucleotides long. RefSeq lists its product as uncharacterized. Gene Ontology annotation, biological process: protein import into mitochondrial matrix. The transcript has 2 exons. Gene Ontology annotation, molecular function: transmembrane protein transporter activity. Gene Ontology annotation, cellular component: mitochondrial inner membrane; TIM23 mitochondrial import inner membrane translocase complex. The record is from RefSeq and is a predicted model, not a curated record. NCBI's taxonomy places the organism in Eukaryota, Fungi, Ascomycota, Sordariomycetes, Hypocreales, Cordycipitaceae. Bases 1 to 714 code for a protein of 237 amino acids.